This is a messenger RNA of Chelmon rostratus (copperband butterflyfish), 799 nucleotides long. It is a transcript of the gene pin4, whose product is annotated as protein (peptidylprolyl cis/trans isomerase) NIMA-interacting, 4 (parvulin). The record is from RefSeq and is a predicted model, not a curated record. Gene Ontology annotation, molecular function: DNA binding; peptidyl-prolyl cis-trans isomerase activity. The transcript has 4 exons. The coding region runs from base 103 to 486 and encodes 127 amino acids. Lineage: Eukaryota; Metazoa; Chordata; Actinopteri; Chaetodontiformes; Chaetodontidae. Gene Ontology annotation, biological process: rRNA processing.
CGCAAGUUAUUGCGCAUGUCAGUGACAACAUAGCGUAAGCGUACGCUAUUGUACAUUUUGUCUUCUUAAUAUUGCUUGAAUUUCAUUACACGUUCAUCAAAAAUGCCACCAAAGGGAAAGGGUGGCAAGGGUGGUAAAGGAGCUGCUUCAGGAAGUACAGACGCUGACAAGAAGGAAAAAGCACCAAAGGGAGGCACUGCUGUAAAGGUUCGGCAUAUCCUCUGUGAAAAACAUGGAAAAUGCAUGGAGGCAAUGGAGAAACUGAAGGCUGGAGUCCGCUUCAGUGAAGUAGCAACACAGUACAGUGAAGACAAAGCCAGACAAGGAGGUGAUCUGGGGUGGAUGACACGUGGCUCCAUGGUUGGACCCUUUCAGGAUGCAGCAUUUGCUCUACCUGUCAGUUCCAUGGAUAGGCCUGUCUACACAGACCCUCCUGUCAAGACAAAGUUUGGGUACCACAUCAUCAUGGUAGAGGGGAAAAAGUGAUGUCGGACAGCUCAACCCUUGAAAUUUGGACAUACAAAUUCUAUAGUGUUCUUUUCUAUUGGAACUGAUUGUUUUAUGAUCUGUUUCAGUGCAGCGGUUGCUUUAUGUCUCAUGAAAUGUUUAAGAAUGAUCCUUAUGUGUCUGCUUUGUCUUUGGUUAAAUGCAUACUCACAUACAUACUUCAAUAAUUCAAUCUGGGGGGAAUGUUCUUGUAAGUUUACCUUUUACAUAGUUCACUCGUUUCUUUUUUUCAGAUUGAUAACUUUUCUGGAAAGCAAACUACAAAUGGCCAAAUAAAUACAUUUUCACUCAA